GGCGUUCCAAUAUUUAUUUAGUCAUACAGAAACUAAAAAGAAAAUGAAUUAUUUCCAGUUAUAGCAACAAUAGUAAAAAAUGAAGCUACAGUAUACAGAACAAAAAACACAGAUUUCCAAGAGAAGCAAAAUAGAGAUCAGUUGUCAAGGAUAAUACAAGCAUUAAAUAGAAAUGAUGAUGAAGAAAAUCAAUAUGAAAAGUCGAAAAAUGAUAUCACUGACAAUCCUGAAGACCCUGAAGUGAGAAUACACGUGAUCAAGAAUCCUGAAGUACUGAAACAAUAUAUUAGGAAGUUGAAAAGAGAGUCCAGCUUGAGUGAUGACGACAGCAGCGGCCACAGUGACAUGGGGUUUGGCAACGAUCUGGACAUCAGGAGAAACGCUAUGUUCCGGGUUACAGAUUCCAAUGAAGAAAAAGACACCCCCAGCCCAAAAGAUGAAGAGCCCCACGGAGAAACUAAGAACUAUCCACAAUCCAUCGAAGAGCAGGUCACACCAUUCAAACCACACUUAGAAGAAUCAGGAGAGAAUAAGAAAGAAGUAGACGGUAAAGGGGAUUCGUUUUCUAAUUUAGAAGAUAAUAUAAACCCAGUAACAAAACGUUUCAAAGUCAAAAGUGAUAGACAGAAAGAGAAAACCACUAAAGAUGUAUGGAAUUUCGAUUGGAAAAAAGAUGACGAUAAGACUAAAAGUGAGGAAAAAUCCAAGUUUGAUUCCUGGGAUGCACCUGUCAAGAAAAAGCCUAAAGACAACGCUUGGGAUGAUAUAGUCGAAAUGAAAGUAUCCGAUAACUGGAAGAAAAUUGCUGACAAGGAUGACAUUACUAAGAAAAGCGUUUGGGACGAACCGGUACAGUCUAAAAAGAUGGGCAAGAAGAAAAGAGGAUCUAGGAAACAGAAGGACUUGUGGGACAGCCGCGAAAUAGACUGGGACAAAAAGAAAAAAGAUAGGUUUGAAGAUGAGCCGAAAAAGGUUAGCGUGAAAAAGAAAGCUGUCAAUAAAUGGGAUGAGAAUAAGAAUUGGGAUGAGCCUAAGAAAUGGGACGAGCCCAAAAAAUGGGAAGAGCCUAAACCUAAGAAGAAGAAACAGGAUUGGAGCAAGCCUAAGAAAGUGACAGAUGAGGUCGACAACGACUGGGAUAAAGUGGGCAGAGAAUGGGGGAAAGCUAGAGAAGAUUCCAGGGAUAAUGGAAAGACUUCACGAAGCAGUUGGAAGCAAAAGAAGUUUAACGAUGAUGACAAAAUUUAUGAGAAACCGAGCUACGUUGCUAGGAUCCCAGAAUACCAUAAAUCUAGAGAUAGAGCAGGGGGUAGUUCAUUCCAAGGAAGAACACCUAUACCAUUUAUUGGGAAACGCGGGAUUUAUGAUGAUAAGUAAAGAUUGAAUAACA
Ostrinia furnacalis (Asian corn borer) is the source of this 1390-nucleotide messenger RNA. Its product is annotated as midasin-like. The coding region runs from base 346 to 1377 and encodes 343 amino acids. The record is from RefSeq and is a predicted model, not a curated record. NCBI's taxonomy places the organism in Eukaryota, Metazoa, Arthropoda, Insecta, Lepidoptera, Crambidae. The transcript has 3 exons.